UCAGAGGAGCGACCGCGCCAGCCGCGAACCGGAUCUCUAUGGAGGUGGCAUAGGCGAUUUCCCUGAGCUGAGAGCAUCUCCCUGUCCUCGAAUCCUUCUUCCCUGUGUUUUGUUUUUCAUUCCCCCCUCCCUCCCUCCCCCUUCCAGUCCGCGACGACUGGCUCUUGACCCCGUUCAGGCCUCGGUGAAGGCUUUUGGUUACUCCCUUUCCACCCCAUCCCUUAAUUUUAUUCUUUUGAAGAGUCUGCAUUUCAAGCUGCCAAGGCGGAGAGUGUGAUUGCAGAAGGGAGUGCUACUCAUUUCAGGUAUCUUCCCAUCUAGCUGUUAAUAGGAGAACCAUUUUGUUUAUAAGAAUUCAAAGCUUACUCCUCUAAAGAAGAGGUCUUAAAAUUUACAUUACUCUCCCUUCUAAUUAUGCUUUUAAAAAUUAUAUGAGGAAUAAUCAAUUUAAAAUGAGACUUUAUGUUUUCUAUAGGUCCUGGUUAAAUCAUCACCAAUAGUAUUAAUGGAUACAGAGUAAUCAGUUAAAUACACAUUAUGUACUUUGAAUGGGUCUCUAUUUGAAUAAUAUAAAUAUUUAUGUGAUUUUAAUUCCAGAGAAAUAGUAGGUAACUUUAGGUCAUCAGUUUAUUUUUCAGUGUUAGCUCAGUAUUUAGGAUACAGAAUUUUGUGUUUUGCAAAACUUUGAACUGUAUGUAUUUUUAAUACAACUUAGCAUAAUUGUUGCUAGUCCUGAUAGGAGGCUACAGAUGUAUAAUAGUAUCAACGGUGAAUAUAUGUAAUAGUAGUAGGCAUCAGAAAGUUUAAAAGAUUCCAAGACACUAUUUGCCAUGAGAAGGGGUUGGUAAGUUAUGGCCCAAACUGUUUUUGUAACUAGAGACUUAUUGGAAAAAAAGUGUGUGCAUUAUUUUACGUAUUAUCUGUGUCUGCUGCCAUGCUGUAACUGCAGAGUUGACUAUUUGCAACAGAGACCAUAUGGCCUGUAAAGUAAAAAAUAUUACUAUAUUACUCUUUGCAGAAAAAGUUUGCCAACCCCUGCCAUGGGACAUAUUCUUCAAGGUCCCUUCCUUAAAGACACACUAAACAGUUCUUCAUUAUUUCUCAGCCCACUGGUUCCCAAAUUGUGUUUUAUAGAACAUUAAUAUUAUCUAAGUUAAUAACUGUUCUGAGAAAAAGAUCAAUGCUAACGAUAAUUUUUCUUUAUAGUUUAUUUUAAAAUAUAAGUUUAAGACUACUAAACUCAUUUCUAUAGCUUUAUUUUUAUGUGAUAAUCUACCUUUAAGAAAAGGUGUGCCAUACCUGAGAGCACCAGGAAGUCGCAUGAGAGAUCACCUGAUACACGAACGUGUGAUGUUCCAUCUGCGCAUUGAUGCAUAGGCAGCAUUUACAAAUUAACUGAUGUGUUGCUCUGUAUCAUCUCUUUGAUGAUUGCUCAUCUUCUAUGUAUCCUGUCAUAUAAUUUCAACAUAUUUGUGAUACUCAAUACUUAUCCUAAAUUAACCAUGUUUUGUACCACAAACACAUUACCUAUGGAUCUGUUGCUGAAACAAGGAAAUCUUAAACAAGAAGUAGAAUCUUUUUGUUAUCAAAUUGUGUCUGAAUCAAAUGAUCAAAAGGUUGGAAUAUUACAAAGUGAAGAUGAACAAUUGCAGCCUUCGGUUUCUAAAAAAUCAGAAGGUGACCUUUCCAGGGUCAAAUUUAUGUCCAAUUCCAACAAAAUAACAACAUUUAGUAAGAAACCAAAAAGAAGAAAAUAUGAUGAAAGUUACUUGUCUUUUGGAUUUACUUACUUUGGAAAUAGAGAUGCACCUCAUGCUCAGUGUGUGUUAUGUAAGAAAAUUUUAUCAAAUAGUUCUUUGGCCCCUAGUAAGCUUCGAAGACAUUUGGAAACUAAGCAUGCUGCAUAUAAAGACAAAGACAUAAGCUUUUUCAAGCAACAUCUUGAUUCACCUGAAAAUAAUAAACCCCCAGUACCUAAAAUUGUCAAUACAGAUAAUGAAAGUGCUACAGAGGCAUCGUACAAUGUAAGUUACCAUAUAGCCCUGAGUGGAGAGGCUCAUACUAUUGGAGAAUUGCUUAUCAAGCCUUGUGCUAAAGAUGUUGUGAUGCGGAUGUUUGAUGAACAAUAUAGUAAAAAAAUAGAUGCAGUACAACUGUCAAAUAGUACUGUUGCACGUCGAAUUAAAGAUCUUGCUGCUGACAUUGAAGAAGAGCUUGUUUGUAGACUGAAAAUUUGUGAUGGGUUUUCACUGCAACUAGAUGAAUCAGCUGAUGUUUCAGGACUUGCUGUGCUGCUUGUAUUUGUUCGUUACAGGUUUAAUAAAUCUAUUGAAGAAGACCUACUCUUAUGUGAAUCUUUGCAAAGUAAUGCUACUGGUGAAGAAAUUUUCAACUGCAUCAACAGUUUUAUGCAGAAACAUGAAAUUGAAUGGGAAAAAUGUGUUGAUGUUUGUAGUGAUGCUUCUAGGGCAAUGGACGGGAAAAUUGCUGAGGCUGUCACCUUGAUAAAAUAUGUGGCUCCCGAAAGCACCAGUAGUCACUGCCUAUUAUAUAGACAUGCACUAGCAGUUAAAAUAAUGCCUACAUCUCUGAAAAAUGUGCUAGAUCAGGCAGUACAAAUCAUCAAUUACAUUAAAGCUCGACCACAUCAAUCUAGGCUACUAAAAAUUUUAUGUGAGGAAAUGGGUGCCCAACACACAGCACUUCUUCUGAAUACAGAGGUGAGGUGGCUUUCCCGAGGUAAAGUUCUUGUAAGGCUUUUUGAACUUCGUCGUGAACUAUUGGUUUUCAUGGAUUCUGCUUUUCGACUGUCUGAUUGUUUAACAAAUUCAUCUUGGUUGUUAAGACUUGCAUAUCUUGCAGAUAUUUUUACUAAAUUAAAUGAGGUUAAUCUAUCAAUGCAAGGAAAAAAUGUGACAGUUUUUACAGUAUUUGAUAAAAUGUCAUCAUUGUUAAGAAAAUUGGAAUUUUGGGCUUCAUCUGUAGAAGAAGAAAACUUUGAUUGUUUUCCUACUCUCAGUGACUUUUUGACUGAAAUUAAUUCUACAGUUGAUAAAGAUAUUUGUAGUGCCAUUGUGCAGCACUUAAGGGGUUUGCGCUCUACUCUGUUAAAAUACUUUCCUGUGACAAAUGAUAAUAAUACUUGGGUUAGAAAUCCAUUUACAGUAACUGUUAAACCAGCCUCAUUAGUAGCACGGGACUAUGAGAGCCUGAUUGAUUUAACAUCUGAUUCUCAAGUGAAACAAAAUUUCAGCGAACUUUCACUAAACGAUUUUUGGAGUAGCCUAAUUCAAGAGUACCCAAGCAUUGCAAGACGUGCAGUUCGUGUACUUCUUCCUUUUGCUACAAUGCACCUGUGUGAAACAGGAUUUUCAUAUUAUGCUGCAACAAAAACGAAAUAUAGGAAAAGACUUGAUGCUGCACCUCAUAUGCGGAUUCGACUUAGCAACAUUACACCUAAUAUUAAGCGGAUAUGUGAUAAAAAGACACAAAAACACUGUUCUCAUUAAAAUUUUAGAGGGUCUUGCAUGUCUCUUGAUAACCAAGUAUAAGAUGAAAAUAAAAGAUGAUUUACUUCA
Messenger RNA from Suricata suricatta (meerkat), 3578 nucleotides. It is a transcript of the gene ZBED5, whose product is annotated as zinc finger BED-type containing 5. The record is from RefSeq and is a predicted model, not a curated record. NCBI's taxonomy places the organism in Eukaryota, Metazoa, Chordata, Mammalia, Carnivora, Herpestidae. Gene Ontology annotation, molecular function: DNA binding. Bases 1425 to 3509 code for a protein of 694 amino acids. The transcript is spliced from 2 exons.